Messenger RNA from Alligator mississippiensis (American alligator), 16443 nucleotides. It is a transcript of the gene DOCK10, whose product is annotated as dedicator of cytokinesis 10. Gene Ontology annotation, molecular function: guanyl-nucleotide exchange factor activity. Gene Ontology annotation, biological process: regulation of cell migration; dendritic spine morphogenesis; positive regulation of GTPase activity. The transcript is spliced from 56 exons. Lineage: Eukaryota; Metazoa; Chordata; Crocodylia; Alligatoridae. The record is from RefSeq and is a predicted model, not a curated record. The coding region runs from base 109 to 6717 and encodes 2202 amino acids.
GCUAGCUGGCUGCAGCUGCACUGUAGGCUGUUUUCAGGGACAAGGAGCCACUGUUUUUCAAACGAAGCAUAAACAUAGAAGUUAUUUUGUAGGCUUCAGGAUGCAGAUAUGGGUUGUGCUGCCAGCAUUGUUCUGCUUCAAGCCUUUCGUUCUGUGGUACAGAGGAACUGUCCACAUAUUUGUAGACGACGACAAGAGGAAUUGUCACAUGAAAUUCUGCCACUGGAUAGUGAUGAUGAAAUGAGCAGACCCAGAACUCUCAUCAUAAUGCAGGAUAAACCCAAAUUUUUGGAGCCUUUGGAUUAUGAAACUGUCAUCACAGAGAUUGAAAGAAAUUUUGAGGAUUAUCCUCUAAAAGAUCUCCUGUUUUUCCCCAAUGAUGACUUUUCAAUAGAUACAAUUCCAUGGGAAAUAAGGACGCUCUCCCUGUCUGUACCUGAAGAUGCAGUACAAAAAGCAGAAAACUUAUUUGUUAAAGAGGCUUGUAAAUAUUACAGUUCCCAGUGGCAUGUUGUGAACUACAAAUAUGAACAAUAUUCAGGAGAUUUUCGACAUUUACCACAAAAUGAAUGUAGACCAGAGAAAUUGCCCUCACAUUCCUUUGAAAUUGAUCAUGAAGAUAUUGAUAAAGAUGAAGAUACAACAUCCCACUCCUCUUCAAAGGGUGGUGGUGGAGGUGGAGGAUUCGGGACAGGUGUUUUCAAAUCUGGCUGGCUUUAUAAAGGAAAUUUUAACAGCACCGUGAACAACAGCAUUACUGUUCGGUCAUUCAAAAAGCGCUACUUUCAGCUGACACAGUUAUCGGAUAACUCAUACAUCAUGAAUUUUUAUAAAGAUGAGAAAAUAUCAAAGGAACCGAAGGGCUGCAUUUUUUUGGAUUCCUGUACAGGGGUUGUGCAGAAUAACAGGCUUAGGAAGCAUGCCUUUGAACUAAAAAUGAAUGACCUGACAUACUUUGUGCUAGCAGCUGAAAAUGAGCAGGAUAUGGAUGACUGGAUAUCCACUCUCAACAAAAUCUUGCAAAUAAAUCCAGAGGGGUCCAUUCAGGAGAGGAAAAGCGCAGAUCUCACUGAUCUGAAACUUGAGUCUGCCGAUGUUUCAAUAAAUUCUGAAUGCCAACAAGAAGAGACAGAUCUGCUGGAGAAUACCUCUCAUCCAGACUUCAUAAAAUAUAUCAUGGAGACUGAAGAAACUGUGAAAACAUCUCGACAUGUGGAGCGGCUAAAUCUGUUCUCCCUGGAUCCUGAUGUAACUACCUUGAAUCCUCAAAAAAAGGAGUUUCUAGAAACAGAAUUGAUGAUCAAACCAUUUGAGGAAAAGGCUGCAAAGAGGAUCAUGAUAACUUGCAAAUCUCUCAUUUUGAAUCUUCAGGCUUGUGUUACUGAAAAUGAAAGUGAUCCUGUAACUAAUGUAGAACCUUUCUUUGUGAGCGUGGCUCUAUUUGAUAUCAGGGACAACAGGAAAAUCUCUGCUGAUUUUCAUGUGGAUAUGAACCACACGCUUGUUAGACAAAUGAUUUCAACUUCCUCGCCUUCUUUGGAGAAUGGCACUAUUGAAAAUAUGGACUCAAAAGAAACAGAAGAGCCACAAAUCAAGGGAUUUCCACAAGAAUGGCUGAAAUAUCCAAAACAGGCUCUCUUCUCUAUAAGUAACCCCCACUCAGAGAUUGUGUUGGUGGCAAAAAUAGAAAAGAUACUCAUGGGAAAUAUUGCUAGCAGUGCUGAGCCUUACAUUAAGAAUCCAGACUCUAAUAAGUGUGCACAGAAGGUGUUAAAAUCCAACAAGCAGUUCUGUAGCAAGCUGGGGAAGUACCGUAUGCCGUUUGCUUGGUCAGUGAGACCUGUGUUUAAGGAUAAUCAGGGAAAUGUUGACAGAGACUCCCGAUUCUCACCUUUGUUCAGGCAGGAAAGUAAUAAGAUUUCAACUGAAGACUUGAUAAAACUAAUAGCAGAAUAUAAAAGAGCAGAGAAGAUCAGCAAAAUACAGACGAUACCUGGCAGUCUAGACAUUGCAGUAGAUUGUGUCCCUUUGGAACACCCAAAUUGUGUAACAUCAUCUUUUAUUCCAAUCAAGCCAUUUAAUGAUAUAAAGGAGCAUCAACCUACAGUGGAAGUGGAGGAAUUUGUACAAGAAUCAACAAAAUAUUCUCGGCCUUAUAGGGUGUAUAAGAACCAAAUAUACAUCUAUCCAAAACAUCUCAAGUAUGAUAGCCAAAAAUGCUUCAGUAAGGCAAGGAAUAUAACAGUGUGUAUUGAGUUUAAGAGUUCAGAUGAAGAAGGAGCCAAGCCACUGAAGUGUAUUUAUGGGAAACCUGGAGGGCCGUUAUUUACAAGAGCAGCCUAUACCGCUGUGCUGCAUCAUUCACAGAAUCCUGAUUUCUAUGAUGAGGUGAAAAUUGAACUUCCCACCCAGCUCCAUACGAAACACCACAUUCUGUUUUCAUUUUAUCAUGUUACCUGUGACAUAAAUGCAAAAGCUAAUGCCAAAAAGAAAGAGGCUCUGGAAACACCAGUUGGAUACGCGUGGCUUCCUUUAUUGAAAGAUGCCCAGUUAGCUUCUCAAGAACAUAACAUUCCAGUGGCAGCCAGUUUGCCUCCCAGUUACUUAAGCCUUCAAGAUCCCGCAAGUGGAAAGCACUGUGCAAGUGACAUAAAGUGGGUAGACAGUGGCAAGCCACUUUUCAAAGUGUCUUCAUUUGUUGUAUCAACGGUAAAUACUCAGGAUCCAUAUCUGAAUAACUUUUUCCAGCAGUGCCAAAAAAGAGAAAAGGAUCUCUCCAACCCUCCUACCUCAAACUUUAUCAUCUCCUGUAAGAAUUUGCUGAAAAUUGAGAAGAUCCAUGCAAUUAUGAAUUUUCUUCCUGUGAUCUUGAAUCAACUCUUCUCAGUUCUGGUACAAAAUGAUGUGGAUGAGGUUAAAACUGCUGUGACCAGGGUUCUCACGGACAUUGUUGCCAAGUGUCAUGAAGAACAACUAGAACAUUGUGUCCAUUCUUAUGUAAAGUACGUGUUCAGAACCAAGUCACCCGAAGAAAGGACUGUUCAUGAGGAGCUAGCCAAGAAUAUGACUGGCCUUUUGAAAUCAAAUGACCAAUUAACAGUGAAACAUGUCUUAAAGCACUCCUGGUUCUUCCUGACAAUUAUUUUAAAAUCAAUGGCCCAGCACUUGGUUGAUACAAGCAGGAUACAGGUUCCCCGAAUUCAGAGAUUUCCAGAAUCAUUCCAAACUGAACUGGACACACUUAUAAUGAACUUGGCAGACCAUGUUGUUUGGAAACACAGAGAUGCUCUUGAAGAAACAAAAAAUGCAAACCACAGUGUUGCCAGAUUUCUCAAGCGCUGUUUUACGUUUAUGGAUCGUGGUUUUGUGUUCAAGAUGAUCAACAGCUAUAUAAGCAUGUUUGGAGCAGGAGUUCCCAAGGUUUUGUAUCAGUACAAAUUUGAUUUUCUUCAAGAAGUUUGCCAUCAUGAACACUUUAUUCCUUUGUGCCUGCCCAUACGAUCUGUACACAUUCCAGACCCCACGACGCCUUCAGAAUCAACGCAGGAAUAUCAUGCAUCAGAUAUUCCAGAAUACACCCUGACCAAUGAAUUCUGUCGCAAACAUUUCUUAAUUGGAUUGCUGCUCCGAGAGGUUGGCUUUGCGCUUCAAGAAGACCAGGAUAUUAGGCACCUAGCUUUGGCUGUACUUAAAAACCUAAUGGCAAAACAUUCCUUUGAUGAUCGAUAUGCAGAGCCGGAGAAGCAGGCACAAAUAGCAAACCUGUACAUGCCACUCUAUGGCAUGCUUCUGGACAACAUGCCGAGGAUUUACAUGAAGGAUAUGUUUCUUUUCAAUAUAAAUACAUCCAACCAGGGAUCUAGGGAUGAUUUGAGCACUGCUGGAGGAUUUCCGAAUCAGACAGCUAUGAAACAUGCAAACUCUGUGGAUACAUCCUUUUCCAAAGAUGUCCUGAACUCCAUAGCAGCCUUUUCAUCAAUAGCUAUCUCUGCAGCAAACCAUGCUGACUCCAGAGCUUCCUUAGCAAGUCUUGACUCUAACCCAAGUACCAAUGAAAAAAACAGUGAGAGAACUGACACCUGUGAAAAGAUUGUGAGACCUUUAUCUUUGAUUGGAUCAACUUUGCGGUUUGACAAGUUAGAUCAAGCAGAAACAAGAAGCCUUCUUAUGUGUUUCCUUCACAUUAUGAAAACAAUUUCAGAAGAAACACUGAUUUCCUAUUGGCAGAGAGCUCCACUCACAGAGAUAACAGACUUUUUCAGCAUUUUAGAAGUUUGCCUGCAGAAUUUUAGAUAUCUAGGAAAACGCAAUAUAGUAAGGAAAAUUGCUGCUGCAUUUAAAUUUGUUCAGGCCACCCAGAAUAAUGGAACACUUAAGGGGUCUAACUCAUCAUGCCAGACAUCUGGUCUCCUGUCACAAUGGAUGCAUUCUGCUUCAAGUCACGAUGGCCACAAACAACACAGAUCUCAAACAUUACCAAUAAUCCGUGGCAAAAAUGCAUUUUCCAACCCCAAAUUGCUGCAAAUGAUAGAGAAUACCAUUGCAAGUGGCUCCAAUGAAACAGACAUUGCUCAUUAUGUAGACACAGAAGCAAAUAUUGCCACAGAGGUUUGCGUCACCAUUCUUGACUUAUUGGGUCUCUUCACUCAGAACCACCAGAGACAGCUCCAGCAAUCUGAUUGUCAGAAUGCACUGAUGAAAAAGGUCUUUGAUACCUAUCUCCUUUUUCUGCAAAUCAACCAGUCUGCAGUAGCCCUCAAGCAUGUCUUUGCUGCCUUACGGCUGUUUGUGAGCAAGUUCCCAUCUGCAUUCUUUCAAGGGCAGGCAGACCUGUGUGGAUCAUUCUGCUAUGAAAUUCUGAAGUGCUGCAACCAUCGGUCACGAUCAACUCAGAUGGAGGCAUCUGCUCUUCUUUAUUUUUUCAUGAGGAAGAACUUUGAAUUUAACAAGCAGAAGUCAAUAGUCAGAUCCCAUCUACAGCUCAUCAAAGCUGUAAGCCAGCUGAUUGCAGAUGCAGGGAUUGGAGGGUCUCGGUUUCAGCAUUCGCUUGCUAUCAUAAAUAAUUUUGCAAAUGGAGACAAGCAGAUGAAAAACAGUAACUUUCCAGCAGAAGUAAAGGACCUGACCAAACGCAUCAGGACAGUUUUAAUGGCGACAGCUCAGAUGAAGGAACAUGAGAAGGACCCAGAGAUGCUUGUGGAUCUGCAGUACAGCUUAGCAAACUCCUAUGCCAGCACACCUGAAUUGCGUAGGACCUGGCUUGAAAGCAUGGCCAAGAUUCAUGUUAGAAAUGGAGAUUUGUCAGAGGCUGCUAUGUGCUAUAUCCAUAUUGCUGCCCUCAUUGCAGAAUACCUGAAAAGAAAGGGUUACUGGAAAAUGGAAAAGAUUUGCACUUCACGUAUGCUCCUGGAAGAUGCUCAAGUCUCUGAUAGUAAUCUGUUACUAACAACUCACACUGGAGGAAGCUUAUUCUCCAUGGGAUGGCCAGCUUUUCUAAACAUAACCCCAAAUAUCAAAGAAGAAGGAGCUAUGAAGGAAGACUCUGGAAUGCAAGAUACUCCAUACAAUGAGGGCAUCCUCGUGGAGCAGCUGGAGUUAUGUGUAGAAUACCUGUGGAAAUCUGAAAGAUAUGAACUCAUUGCUGAGGUUAACAAGCCUAUCAUUGCUGUGUUUGAGAAACAAAGAAACUUUAAAAAACUGUCAGAACUGUACUAUGACAUUCAUCGAUCCUACCUGAAGGUCACAGAAGUAGUGAAUUCUGAGAAACGUUUGUUUGGAAGAUAUUACCGUGUAGCAUUUUAUGGACAGGGCUUUUUUGAAGAAGAGGAAGGCAAAGAGUAUAUCUACAAAGAACCCAAGUUAACUGGCCUGUCUGAGAUUUCUCAGAGACUAUUGAAACUUUACGCUGAUAAAUUUGGAGCAGAUAAUGUGAAAAUAAUUCAGGAUUCCAAUAAGGUCAACCCAAAAGACUUGGAUCAAAAAUAUGCCUAUAUCCAGGUCACAUACGUCACACCUUUCUUUGAAGAGAAGGAAGCUGAGGACAGAAAAACUGACUUUGAAAUGCAUCACAACAUCAACCGUUUUGUAUUUGAAACACCUUUCACACUGUCAGGAAAAAAACACGGAGGGGUAGAGGAGCAAUGCAAAAGACGGACAAUCUUGACAACCAGUCACUUAUUUCCUUAUGUGAAGAAGCGCAUUCAAGUUAUAAGCCAAACAAGCACAGAACUGAACCCUAUUGAAGUAGCGAUUGAUGAGAUGUCCAAAAAAGUUUCAGAACUUAAUCAGCUUUGCACAAUGGAAGAAGUGGACAUGAUUAGACUUCAACUCAAGCUUCAAGGAAGUGUCAGUGUAAAGAUCAAUGCAGGACCAAUGGCAUAUGCUCGAGCUUUUCUUGAAGAAACAAAUGCUAAGAAGUAUCCUGAUAACCAAGUCAAACUCCUGAAAGAAAUCUUCAGGCAGUUUGCAGAAGCAUGUGGGCAUGCUCUUGAAGUUAACGAACGUCUUAUUAAAGAUGAUCAGUUAGAAUACCAGGAAGAAAUGAAGUCUCAUUAUAAGGAUAUGCUCAGUGAGCUCUCUCUAGUCAUGAAUGAGCAGAUUACAUACAAGGAGGAUCCAGCAAAACAGCAAGGAAUGGAGCGAACUUAUUCACGAGCCAUCUCUAGGACAAACACACUUGUGCCAGGAGCGCUAAUGCCUUCAAAUCCUGAAGCUUGACCAAAACAUCAAUGACAUUAUCCAGACCUCUGUAGAACUUUAUUCUUUUAAAAAAAGGUUCAUGAACAUGACAAUGGAUCAUGCAAUAUGGUUUUAAUUUAUUGGAUAUCUUGAUAGCGAUUAUAUUUUUUUUAAAUUGCUAGCUUGAUAUCCAUUGAAUGUUUAGUUCCACAGCAAACCCUAAGUUUGCAGUCAAUAAUAAUAUAUCUAAUACUGAGUCCUGGUAUAUUUUAAAGGUAAAGUUGAAUGUUUUAUAACAUUUAAGUAAAUUGCAAUUGUAAAUAGAGGAUGUGUAAAAUAUGUCAUUUUUACAGAAUUUAAAAGAAUAUCUUUUUAGUUAAUAAUUAUGAUAGUACUAAUAAUGUGGAUAACAUUUCAGAUACCAUUAUAUUAAAAUAUUUGUGUAUGUGUACAAAAGUCUAGAAAGAUUUUUUUUAGUUCAAUGCAUUAGUUCAUUGCAGUAUCUUCUGUGCUUUGCAUAUUGGCAAGGAUCCGAGUGUCAUACACCUUUGUGUGUACCAUUCUGACAGUUACAAAAGACCUUCUCCACAAGGAAUGGCACUAGUAGAACAAUCUCUAGAGUCCCUUGGAUUCUAAAUACUGUACUUUGUUGAGUGUGGCCCACACUGGUAAUGUGGGGAGCUAGAUUUUUAUACCAUUUUUCACAAUUUCCUGACAAUUUGCAGCUUCUAUGCUCCUUUAGUUUUCCCUUCAUCCCUAAAAUAUAGAAUCAUAGAAAAUUAGGGUUGGAAGGGACCUCAGGAGGUCAUGUAGUUCUACCCCCUGCUGAAAGCAGGACCAUUCCCAACUAGAUCAUCCCAGCCAAGGUUUUGUCUAGCCAGAUCUUAAAAACAUCCAAGGAUGGAGACUCCACAACCUCUCUGGGUAACCUGUUCCAAUGUUUUAUGACCCUCCUACUGAGAAAAUUCUUCCUAAUAUCUAACCUAAAUUUCUUACUGCAACUUGAGACCAUUCUUGUUCUGCCAUCUGCCACCACUGAGAACAGUCGAGCUCCAUUGUCUUUGUAACCCCCCUUCAGGUAGUUGAAGGCUGCUAUCAAAUCCCCUCUCCGUCUUCUCUUCUCUAGACUAAAUAAGCCCAGUUCCCUCAGCCUCUCCUCAGAAGUCAUGUGCCCCAGCCCCCUCACCAUUUAUGUUGCCCUCCACUGGACUCUCUUCAAUUUUUCCACAUCCUUUCUGUAGUGGGGGGCCCAAAACUGGACACAAUACUCCAGAUGUGGCUUCACCAGUGCUCUGAGUAGAGGCAAAGAAUCACUUCCUUGCCCUACUGGACAGGACAGCCCAGUACACCACCAAGGCAGCCCAGUGUUCUGUUAGCUUUCUUGGCAACAAGGGCGCCCUGUUGGCCCAUAUUCAGCUUAUUGUCCACUAUAACUUCAAGGUCCAGCUCUUCUAAAUAGUUCAGAACUUGUUCUUUCACCACUGUUGGCUGCUCAUCUCCUCCUCAAACUGUGCUGCCAGGUGCAGUAGUCUGGGAGCUGACCUUGUCUGUGAAGACUGAGGUAAAAAAGCAUUGAGUACCUCAGCAUUUUCUACAUCCUCUGUCACUAGUUUGCCCCCUGCGUUCAGUAAAGGACCCACACUUCCCCUGAUCUUCCCCUUGUUACCGACAUACUUGUAGAAAACUUUUUCGUUACCCUUCACAUCCUUUGCUAGCUGAAAUUCCAGUUGCACUUUGGCCUUCCUGACUUCAUCCCUGCAUGCCCAUGCAAUAUUCUUGUACUCCUCCCUAGUUAUUUGUCCAAGUUUCCACUUUUUAUAAGCUUCUUUUUUGUGAUUUAGUUUACUGAAGAGUUUACUGAAUUUAGUUUACUGCUAAGCCAAGCCAAGCUGGUCUUCUGCCAUACUUGCUAGUCUUCCUGCAUAUUGGGAUAGUUUGUUCCUGCACUGUCAGUAAAGCUUCUUUAAAGUACAGCCAGCCCUCCUGGAUUCCUCUCUCUCUCAGACUGGCUUUGCAGGGGAUCCUACCCAUGACCUCCCUGAGCAAGUCAAAAUCUGCUUUUCUGAAGUCCAGGGUCCUUAUUCUGCUGCUCUCCAUCCUUCCUUUCCUCAGGAUCCUGAACUCAAUCAUCUAUAUGCUCUAGUACAGUGAAUUUUUACAUUCUUUAAAUAUUAAUGUGAUUUCUCUGAGCUAUGCUUUGCAGCCUUGAACUCUUUUCCCAGCCCCUGAGCUAUAGAGUAUCAAGGGUCACACUCACCUCUCUCAGCCUCCCUAUGCAGUAUGGCUUGAGGAAUUGAGGCUGUCCCCAAAACAUAGAAAACAAGUGUGCAGACAGAGGGCCUCUAAUCCAGGCAGCAAAGCAUCUUGGAUGCAGGAGGCCAGCAAGCUGACUACUGGGAUGUGGCUGCAAUUGCUGUGGCCUCACUCCCACUCCACUACUGCUUGCACUGACAGACUUGCAAGGAAGUGGGUGUUGCUCAGAGCCCAGUAAGGUUCUGCCCAGACCCCAUCACCCAUAGUUAUAGACACUCCAACCUCUCAGAUUAAAGCAAGGCCUGGAAUCAUGGGUCUGGCUCCAUCCUGAAUCCCCAAGUGGGUUUAGGGAUGGGGAACAAGCCCUGCUACUUUGUGACUCUGAUCUGUGCAGCUAGUCAGGUUGCCUCACGAGACAGCCUGAGCUAUUCUUUCAUCAAAGACCAGAGCAAGAGCCUCUGUCUAGCAAGACAGGGAUAAGGGCAGCCUUCAUAGAUUUUAUAGCUAUUAGGGCUGGAAGGGACCUCAUGAGAUCAUUAGGUCCUGCCCAAGAGGCAGGAAGUCAGCUGGGGUCAGAUCAUCCCAGCAAGAUAAGCAUCCAAGCAUUUCAUAAAGGUAUCCAGAGUAGGUGCUUGUACCUCUUCUGCGGGGAGUCUAUUCUACUCUGGAGACUCAGACGGUAAAGAAGUUUUUCCUUAUGUCCAGUCUAAAACGGUCUUCCAGCAGUUUGUGACCAUUAGACCUUGUCUUCCCUUAUGGUGCCCUGGUGAACAGACAUUCUCCCAGUUCCUGAUGCACACCCCUUAGAUACUUAUAGGCUGCCACCAAGUCACCCCUGAGCCUUCACUUCUCCAGGCUGAAGAGUCCCAUGCCUCUAAUCAUGCACGUGGCUCUCCUCUGAACUCUCUCAAGGUUCUCCACAUCCUUUCUAAAGUAUGAAGCCCAGAAUUGGAUGCAGUACUGCAGCUGUAGCCCCACCAAGACCGAGUAAAGUGUGAGGAUGACUUCUUUCAUAGAUUCAUAGAUUCAUAGAUGUUAGGGUCGGAAGGGACCUCAAUAGAUCAUCAAGUCCGACCCCCUGCAUAAGCAGGAAAGAGUGCUGGGUCUAGAUGACCCCAGCUAGAUACUCGUCUAACCUCCUCUUGAAGACCCCCAGGGCAGGGGAGAGCACCACCUCCCUUGGGAGCCCGUUCCAGACCUUGGCCACUCGAACUGUGAAGAAGUUCUUCGUAAUGUCCAAUCUAAAUCUGCUCUCUGCUAGCUUGUGGCCAUUAUUUCUUGUAACCCCCGGGGGCGCCUUGGUGAAUAAAUACUCACCAAUACCCUUCUGUGCCCCUGUGAUGAACUUAUAGGCAGCCACAAGGUUGCCUCUCAACCUUCUCUUGCGGAGGCUGAAAAGAUCCAGUUUCUCUAGUCUCUCCUCGUAGGGCUUGGUCUGCAGGCCCUUGACCAUACGAGUUGCCCUUCGCUGUACCCUCUCCAGGUUAUCCGCAUCCUUGUUGAAGUGUGGCGCCCAGAAUUGCACGCAGUACUCCAACUGCGGUCUGACCAGCGCCCGAUAGAGGGGAAGUAUCACCUCCCUGGACCUAUUUGUCAUGCAUCUGCUGAUGCACGAUAAAGUGCCAUUGGCUUUUCUGAUGGCUUUGUCACACUGCCAGCUCAUGUUCAUCUUGGAGUCCACUAGGACUCCAAGAUCCCUUUCCACCUCUGUGCCACCCAGCAGGUCAUUCCCUAGGCUGUAGGUGUGCUGGACAUUUUUCCUCCCUAGGUGCAGCACUUUGCAUUUCUCCUUGUUGAACUGCAUCCUGUUGUUUUCUGCCCACUUGUGCAACCUAUCCAGGUCUGCCUGCAGCUGUUCCCUGCCCUCCGGCGUGUCCACUUCUCCCCAUAGCUUUGUGUCAUCUGCAAACUUGGACAGAGUACAUUUCACUCCCUCGUCCAAGUCGCUGAUGAAGACAUUAAAGAGUAUCGGUCCAAGGACCGAACCCUGCGGGACCCCACUACCCACACCCUUCCAGGUCGAGACCGACCCAUCUACCACGACUCUUUCUUGGCUCUUGCUUGAGAUGCAUUAGUAGAUGCAAGCCAGAGUUUUAUUUGCUUUGCCAGCUGUGGCAUCUCAUUGGUGGCUCAUGUUCAUCUUGUGAUCAAUCAUGACCCCCAAGUCUCUUUCAGUCAUUGUGCUAGUGAGUGUAGCAGUGUCAAGCCUAUAAGUAUAGCACGAGUUUUCUUCUCCCAAGGUGGAGCACCUUGCAUUUCUUCAUGUUGAAUGUCAUCAGGUUUUGAUCUGCCCACCUUGCAAGCCUGUCCAGGUCAGCCUGAAUUGCCAUGCUAUCCUCUAGUGUGACCACACUUCCCCAUAAUGUGGUGUCAUCUGUGAACUUAGCCAGUCUGCUUCUGAUACCCAAAUCCAGAUCAUUUAUGAAUAUAUUAAAGAGUACUGGUCCAAGAACUGAGCCCUGGGGGAUACCACUGAUCACCAUGUACCAUGUUGACUCGGUUCCAUUGACUGUCACUCUCUGGGUCUGACCAUGGAGCCAGUUUCCCAGCCAUCAGACCAUAAGUUUGUCAAGGCCACAGUUCCCCAAUUUUACCAUAAGGACAUAAUGGGAGAUCAAGUCAAAGGCUUUUUUGAAAUAUAAAUAUAUGGCAUCAACCUCUUCUCUUUUGUCCAGGUGAUGCAUCACCUGGUCAUAGAAGGAAAUGAGGUUGGUCAGGCAAGACCUACCUGCAAUGAAGCCAUGUUGGCUCUUUCUCAGAACGUUGCCAUCCAUUAGCCUGUUGUUGAUGAUUUCUUUCAUUUUUUUCUAAGCUCUUUCCAGGGAUUGAGGUCAAGCUGAUUGGCCUGUAGUUCCCUGGAUCUUCCUUCCUUCCUUUCUUGAAGAUAAGCACCACAUUGGCCCUCUUCCAAUCUUCAAGAACCUCUCCUGAGCACCAGGAGUUCUCAAAUAUCCUCACCAUUGGUUAUGCUAUGACGUCAGCCAACUCUUUUAGCACUCUUGGGUACAUUCCAUCUGGACCAGCUGACUUGUGGAUGUCCAGCCCCUCAAGCUGUUCCCUUACAAGAUCUUCACCAAUUAUAGGUGUAUGAUCACCCUUACCCUGGUAGUCCUGCAUCCUGUCAGGCAGGGUGAUCUCCUUGGGUUGGUGGAAAACCAAUGCAAAGUAAUCAUUGAGGAGAUUAGCUUUCUCCUGGGUCUUGGUUGUGAGUUGCCCCAUUUGGUUUAGCAAGGGUCUGAUGUUGCCCUUGUUUUCCUUCUGACUUCCCACAUAUUUGAAGAAGGACUUUUUAUUGUCCUUGAUUCCUGUAGCCAGUUUGAGUUCGGUUUCAGCCUUGGCUUUUCUGGUCUGUUCCCUACAGAUGCAGGCUAGUGCUGCAUAAUCCUCCUUGGUGGUAGUUCCCGACUUCCAUCCCUUAUAAGCUUCUCUUUACAGAUUCAGAAGGUCCAUGAGUUCACUACUGAGCCGGGGGGGGUCUCCCAGCUCUUUUGCUACCUUUCCUAUGGGCUGGAAUGGACUUCCCUUGUGCUUUGAGGAUGACGUCCUUAAGGAAUGACCACUUAUUGUGGACUCCCCUCCCUGUUGGAUCAUGGUCUCUCAGGGCCUCAACAACCAAUCUCCUGAGCUUGUGAAAGUCAGCUUUCCUAAAGUCCAGGAUUUCUGCAUUGCUGACUGAUUUGCCAGCUUUGCAAUGGAUAGAAAAAGUGAUCAACUCAUGAUCAUGUCACCAAGCUUCCCUUCGAUCCUCAGGUCGCUGACUAGAUCAUCCCCUUUGGCCAGUACCAGAUCCAGCAGUGCCUUACCUCUUGUUAGCCCGUAGACUCCUUGAGUCAAAUAGAGCUCAUCAGUGCAAGUGAGGAAGCUUCACGACCAAUCAGAUUUAGCUAAAUACGCUUCCCAUGAGAUGUUAGGGUGGUUGAAGUCGCCCAUGAUGACCAUGCACCGAGAGCAUGCAGCCUCUGCCAGUUCCAUAGUGAAUCCGUGGUCAAGUUCUUCCUGGUUCGGAGGUCUGUAAUAGACUCCUACAGUUAUAUCCCCUUCACCACAUUCUCCCCAUAUUCUAACCCAGAGAGUCUCAAGGCAUCCUCCUUGGGUGCCAGUUGCUGCUCGUAGGGAAAUGUACUGCUCCUUCACGUAGAGAGCUACACCCCCAACCUUUCCUCGCAACAUGAUCCCUCCUGUAUAAGGCAUAGCCAUCAAUACCUGUGGUCCAGUCAUAGGUGGAAUCCAACCAGGUCUCCGUUAUCCCUAUGAGAUCAUAGUCAUUUUUGCUUAGCAGAAGAGCCAGUUCUUCCCCUUUGUUUCCCUUGCUCCUGGCAUUUAUAUACAGGCAGCUAAGCCUGGAAUCGGAAGCCAUGGGGUUCCCUAUCCUCUUAUAAGUGUCCCAUCCUUGGCCUAGGGUAGGAGUGAGUUCCUUUGUGUUAUCUGACUUGCUGAUUCUGUGGUUUUCACUUCCAGGGCUUGCACUAGUAAUUGUCUGCCUGUUCCCCAGUGAUCUUAGUUUAAAGCCCUGUCAAGCAGGUCAGCCAUUCUGGCCGAGAAGACCUUCUUUCCCAUCAGAGUGUGAUGGAGGCUGUCCCUUCCCAACAAACCACUGCCUCUCUCCGAAUUGUGGACUGUGAUCAAAGAAUCUGAAGCCUUUGCAAUGGCACCAACACCACAGUCUUCUGUUGAGUUCUUCAAUACGUCUCUCCCUCCUGUGCCUGGGACCCGUAACUGGAAGGAUUGAAGAGAAAACUACCUGUGCCCCAACCCUCUGAGCCCAGCCCCCAGAGCCCUGUAGUCACUCAUGACCCAGCCAGGAUUGCUCUGAGUCAUGUCAUUCAUACCCACAUGGAUGAGGAGCAUGGGGUACUGGUCGGAGCAUGCUAGUGGUCAGACCUUGACCUCAUGCUAUUUCCUCUCCCAGCCCCAAAGCCCAGCCCUUCGGCUAUAGAGCACCACAGUUACAUACCUCUCUUUUGGAAUCCUUAUGGGGCAUGGCCCAAGGGAUUGCAUCCAUCUGAAAAAUAAUAAAAAGGAAGCCACAUGCAGCCCAGAGACCUGCCCAGCAAGAGGGGAAACAAGGGCAACAGUGAACUGCUGCUGCUUCCCAUCCAAGGCCCAGCAUUCAUCCUGUGAGCCACUAAGGCCGCACAGCCUUUUUUCUCAGCCUUCAUGUGUGGUUCUUGUAGUCUAGGCCUACUGUACUGGACCUGGCUUCUGGGUCCCAGCCUUGUCCCAGCCCUCCAUGGGCCUUGUCUGCCUGACUUUUCUGACAUGGGUAGACCACCUGUAUGUGAAACACACUGUAGCCAACUGUGGCAAUGAGUUGUCUACAGGGUGGCACCUUUACCCUUUUUACCGUACUAUAUUCUUGAAAUUUCCUUUCUGUUUAUGCUUUUGUUCUGACUUUCCUUCCUCUUACUUCGGGAACCAAAUCCUUGAAUCCAGGAAACCCACUGCACAGUGACAUCUGAAAUGUUUAGAGUCCUAACAAAAAGACAGAACCAUGAAAGAUUAUUCUCCCUAAGUAAAAGGAAGGAAAGUCAGAGCAAAACCAUAAACAGAAAGGAGAUUUCAAGAAUAUAGUAGAGUAAAAAAGAAGGGUAAAGGUGUUACCCUGUAGACAACUGGUUGCCACAAUUAGCCAGUGUGCUUCAGGUAGAGGUGGUCUACCCAUGUCAGAAAAGUCUUUCCAAUUCCCAGGUGCUGCCCCAGGUUGCAGGCAGCACCCAGCCCAAUCCAAUGGUGCCUAGGCAUGGGGAAGCUUGGGCUUGGUGGGCUUCUAGCACCUCAUGCACCAUCCUUACCACCUUCUCAUUGCCUGGUACCAUCCAUAAAUGGGCAGGUUUGCCGCUGGGGGAGUGCGGGAAGACAGCAGGGGAAUGGCUGGGUAUGCUGGUGGCCAGAGAAGGCAGCAGGAGCAUUGCACGGGGAGCUGGAAGCCCACCAAGCCUGAGCUUCCCUGACCAUGCCUGGGCUUCCAGCACACCAUGAACCAUCCCUGCCACCUUCUCCGGAUGCAUUGCCACAAUUUGUUACAUAGCAAACUGAAAUACAUGGCAUGUGUUUUACUUUGCUACAUAACAAAGUCAUUAAAAGUGAAAUACGCCACCACACGUAUACAACAUGAUGAAAUUAAAAUGUAAUACACUGCUGCAGGUCUAAACAAUAACACCAUUUAAAUGAUUAAAAAGGGCAAUUGAACUACUUAAAUGGCCAAUUUUGUCACGUGUAUGUAACAGGCAGUUUGAGGGGCACUUACCUUCAGAGUGUCCUACAUCGGGCUCUGCCUGAAUACUUGAAGAUGUUCCCAGCAGGGACACCUACCAGGAACGACCAUCAAUUUGUCCCAAUCGGGAUGCUAUACUUGAUGUCCAGUAUUAUCCCCAGCAGAGGGAUUCAAGAUUCAAAAAUCAGUUAGGGAGGCUGGGAAAAUUCCAGCCCAGGCAUUGGCUGGGCAGGCUCCCCUUAAAUCUGGGUGUCUCCCUGCCCCCCAGUGGUGGUAGUAAGAGGUGUGCACUGAGCGAAGAGGGUUGGGGAGAGCCUGCAGCAUGGUCCCACCCUGUGGGUGCAUGCUAAAGUCUUUGUGAGUGGGCAGGAGGCCAGUGGAGCUCCUGAGGUUUGAGCAGGAGAGAGCAGACUCCUAGAACAAGCCCUUGGAGUUCAUGAGCCAGCUUCACAAAUUCCUUUGGGUGGGGACAAACCCCUGGGGAGCCCCUAGCGAGGUCGGUAAAAUAGUGCAAUAAACCCCCGGUGUGAGCAGCCGGCGAAAGGACUGUGGCAGAACUGUGUCAGCUUGGUAGAAAGAGACACCAGCAAGGGAAAGUUCCCCGGAUGCCUGUGUGGUCUAAGACCCAGGGAGGCAUGACCUGAGGGAAAGCCUUAGUGUGCCUAAAGGGGGAGUGAGACCAGAGCUGGUGCGUGGCCUGUCUGUGGGUGAGUGCUUUGAAACAGGGGGAAGUAAAACCAAAGGGAAGAGAAGUUCUGGCCCAGGUGUGAGGUAACAACUCGGGAAAAGGGAUUGAGGGUGCACAGCCAGAGAGCUCAGUGGAAGUUUCAAGGCACUCUAGGCAUUUCUAGUCCAUGUGGUGGUAAGUGUCCAUAGCACACAGCCUGAGUAUUCAAAGGCCACGGGGUCCCUGGGUGUGCAGAGUGCACUGCAGACUACAAGCCACAUGGACCUACAUGGGAAAGCCUGAGACAGCUGGAUCCCUCAAAGGGCAUGAUGAGAGGAGCGAGGGACUGCCACUCCCUCCAACCAUUGGGCAUAAGUCAGGGUAAAUGUUUAUUAGUUGUGAAUAAUUAAUUAGGGCAGUACUAUAAUGAAUAUUUAGCAUAGUGUAUCAGUUAUUAGCGUUUUAUCUGUCAACUUGAUCAGCUCUUAAGUGUAAAUAGUUAUUAACUGCUAUUUUUGUAUAAACUCACCCUUGUAUUGUAAAUAGAGUAUUUUAAACCUUUUAUAUCAAUUAAUGUUUGUUUGUAUAUUAUAAUUAUUCCCUGCAUAUUAUUAAAUUCUGCAUAUAGUUA